UCCGCUGGCAGGCAGCGCAGGACCGGUCUUUGUGGCGAGGCUUGGGGGAGGCCUAUGUCCAGCAGUGGACGUCUGUGGGCUGUUAUGAAGAACAAGAAGUUAUUUCAUCCCAUAUCAUCUCAUCUCAUUUCAUCCCAUUUAAUUAAUGUCUCAAAUUAAUCAUUUUCAUUUCAUUUCGUUUUCAUUUCAUUUCAUGCCAUGUUUCAUAUUAAUCAACUUCAUUUCAUAAUAUCAUUUUUCAUUUAAAAAGUUUUCAUUAAAAUUAAAAUAAGACUUGACUUAAAGAUCUUAGUUACCAGGUCAUAAAAUCCCCUAACUUAGAGAAUUACAUUUGAGAGUUCAAACCACUGAAAUAAGAAACCUUGAAACCUAAGGUCUAUGGUUCAAAAAAAAUAUUUGAUUUUGAUUUGGUCAAAUUAAGUUUUACAUGACAGAUAAAAAUGCUUUGUGUGUAACCUAGGUUUCCUACUUCAAUGGUGUAACCAUGUACCUGGCUACAAAAUAAUGCCGUAUAAAAAUACUUCCAGACUUUAGCAAGAAACUCGUUUAUUGUUCAGGGAUAAAGAUUUGAACAAGCUAAGGAAAUGAGUAAUGAAGGCAAUAAAACGACUUCGGAAGCACCUCAGGUGGUGGAGGAAGAAGGAAAGGCAAAACUUAGAAAAUGGUUAAAUAUGAAAUUUAGAAUUGAAAUGACCGAUGGCAGAGUUCUGAUAGGAGUGUUCCUGUGUACAGAUAGAGAUGCAAAUGUAAUUUUAGAUACAGAAGCAGCAAUUGUACCAUUUGUGGCGUUUAAGAACGCACCUUUUUAUGAUGCGUAAGCCGGAACGCACGAGAGGUGGGAAAGUCAGGGAAAGAGAAGAUAGGCUGUGACACGGGACCUUCUUACCGCCAAAAAAAUUUAAAACGUAAAUUAAUUUAUACAUAAUGUGUUUAUUAUGUAACUAAUAUAAUAUUAUAUAAUAACUUGAAUUGUUUAUACCGUUACAACAAUAAAAUUUCUAUUGUUUCAA
Molecule: messenger RNA, 1010 nt
Organism: Bombyx mori (domestic silkworm)
Lineage: Eukaryota; Metazoa; Arthropoda; Insecta; Lepidoptera; Bombycidae
Gene: Sbat
Product: N-alpha-acetyltransferase 38, NatC auxiliary subunit
Exons: 3
Coding region: 585-818 (77 amino acids)
Cellular component (GO): NatC complex
Molecular function (GO): RNA binding
Source: RefSeq, a predicted model, not a curated record